Rattus rattus (black rat) is the source of this 1383-nucleotide messenger RNA. It is a transcript of the gene Zmat4, whose product is annotated as zinc finger matrin-type 4. Gene Ontology annotation, molecular function: nucleic acid binding; zinc ion binding. Lineage: Eukaryota; Metazoa; Chordata; Mammalia; Rodentia; Muridae. The transcript is spliced from 8 exons. Bases 206 to 895 code for a protein of 229 amino acids. The record is from RefSeq and is a predicted model, not a curated record.
CUGAAAGGUCUGGUCGCAGAGACAGGAACGCAGCAUCCUCAGCGUGCUCCAUCCCGGCAGCGUCCUCCUGCGCUCCGCCGGGCAGCGAGCCUCCGGACAACAGCCCCUCUGCUUCUCGGAGAAGCCCUGUCAUUCUCUGAUGGCGAGAACAUCCUGCUACAAGUGAAGACCGCCUGGGUUGGCCCCCUGACAGCUUCUAAGCCUGAUGAAGUCCUCCGAUAUCGAUCAGGAUUUAUUUACAGACAGUUACUGCAAGGUGUGCAGUGCACAGCUGAUAUCCGAGUCCCAGCGGGUGGCCCAUUAUGAGAGUCGAAAGCAUGCCAGCAAAGUCCGGCUAUAUUACAUGCUUCACCCCAGGGAUGGUGGGUGUCCUGCCAAGAGGCUCCGAGCAGAAAAUGGAAGCGAUGCUGACAUGGUGGAUAAGAAUAAAUGCUGUACACUCUGUAACAUGUCCUUUACCUCAGCCGUGGUGGCCGACUCACAUUACCAAGGCAAAAUCCACGCCAAAAGGUUAAAACUGUUGCUAGGAGAGAAACCUCCAUUGAAAACCACAGCAGCACCGCUGACUUCACUUAAGGCCCCUCGAGUGGACACGGCCCCCAUGGUCGCAUCUCCCUAUCAGAGAAGAGACUCAGACAGGUACUGCGGUCUCUGUGCAGCCUGGUUUAACAACCCUCUGAUGGCCCAGCAGCAUUACGACGGCAAGAAACACAAAAAGAACGCAGCUCGGGUUGCCUUGCUAGAGCAGCUUGGGACAUCUCUGGAUCUGGGGGAACUCAGAGGUCUGAGACGCACUUACAGAUGUACCACCUGCAGUGUCUCGCUCAACUCAAUAGAACAGUAUCAUGCACACCUGCAAGGAUCAAAACAUCAGACCAACCUGAAGAAUAAGUAGUGACAGCAUCAAUCAAGAGCUAAGAAGAGACUCCAGCAUUCUUCCUGUGGUAGAGAACUGCUCACCAACCAAAAAGAGGAUCCUUUCUUGAGCAAUGAACAUUUCUUACAAGGAUUCACAGAUUAGAUUAACACAUGACCAGUAUUGAUUUUUGAAAGUAAAUAAGAUUUCUUUUUCUUCUUUUCAUUUAGUGGCAAAUUAUACUUGGAUUUAACAGAAUCCUUUUCUGAUAACGUGUUUAGCACAAGUUCUAAACUGCAAACACACAGCAGCUAGUCAGAGCAUUAUUCAAACUUACAAAGAGUGGAAAAUUUAAUUUCCAACUUAUUCUAGAUUUCCGUAGAGUUACGACGAUUCUGUGACACCCUUCAUGAUUAUCAUGUAAGCCUCCUAGAUCCAUUAACGAAUAUACUUUUGUUAUCAUGGGGAAACAUAGUUGGUGACGACAACCACAAAAACACAACAAAUUGUGGUUUGUAGAAGUUAUA